Molecule: messenger RNA, 4017 nt
Organism: Dipodomys spectabilis (banner-tailed kangaroo rat)
Lineage: Eukaryota; Metazoa; Chordata; Mammalia; Rodentia; Heteromyidae
Gene: Cipc
Product: CLOCK interacting pacemaker
Exons: 4
Coding region: 280-1479 (399 amino acids)
Biological process (GO): negative regulation of circadian rhythm; negative regulation of DNA-templated transcription
Cellular component (GO): nucleus
Source: RefSeq, a predicted model, not a curated record
UCUCUCUAGGAGAACAGCGUGCCGUCUCUAUGGUGCCGGGUCAUCCGAGCCAGGCUCCGUAGUUGGUGAAAGCAGUGGCGGAGGCGGAGGGAGGAGAAAUGGGCGGGAGGCCCGGGAAUAGCUGGAGGCCCAGCGGCCAAGGGGUUGUCAUGGAGCCGUGAGGCCGGGCUCGCGCAUGCGCCAGCGGACCUGCGGGGCUGGUGGAGAAGCCCGCGACCCUGGCCCUAGGGCAACCAGAUGAAAAGACUAUCAGUGAACGUGCUUCCAGUCCAGUAAAACAUGGAGAGGAAAAUCCCGUCCAGAGAGAGCCCCAGAAGACUCUCAGCCAAGUUAGCCAGGGGCACAGAAAUGAAAAAAGUGUCUCGGCAGGUCGGCACGGUAGCUGCCGAGUCAGAUAAGGAUUCUGGAUUUUCAGAUGGGAGCUCAGAAUGUCUGAGCUCUGCAGAGCAGAUGGAGUCGGAGGACAUGCUGAGCGCCUUGGGCUGGGGCAGAGAAGACAGGAUGAGGCAGAGCUCCAGUGCUGCAAACAGCGCCUUCCCUACGCUGUCACCCAUGGUUGUCAUGAAGAAUGUGCUGGUCAAGCAGGGCAGCAGCUCUUCCCAGCUCCAGUCUUGGACUGUCCAACCCUCCUUCGAAGUGAUCUCGGCACAGCCACAGGUCUUCGUCCUUCAUCCACCUGUGCCAUCGCCUGUCAGCCCCCGUCACGCAAACGAGAGAAAGGCAGACUCCAGAAACUAUCUACCCAUUCUGAAUUCUUACGCCAAAAUAGCCCCCCACCCAGGCAAAAGGAGCCUUUCCCUCAACUCAGAAGAAAGAGGAGCAAGUGGAAUGCUGAAGAAAAUCUGUACUGAGAGACCAGGGUCCAGCUUGCCUUCCAGGGAGCCAGGCAAAGCUGGCACUGGACUGUCUAAUCCCUCCACUCCAGCACCCCCCAGCACCAAACUCGCCGAGGACUCAGCUCCGCAAGGUGUGCCCUCCCUGGUGGCAGGUGGCAGUCCACAGACUCUUCAGCCAGUGUCCAGCAGUCAUGUGGCUAAAGCUCCCAGUCUGACCUUUGCAUCCCCGGCCAGCCCCAUCUGUGCUGCUGACAGUACUCUGCAUGGCUUAGAGAGCAGCUCUCCCCUCUCCCCACUGUCAGCCAAUUACAGCUCACCCUUGUGGGCUGCCGAGCACCUCUGCCGCAGCCCAGAGGUCUUCCCGGAGCAGCAGCAGAACAAACACAGGCGCUUUCACAACACCCUUGUAGUCCUGCACAAGUCUGGCCUCCUGGAGAUCACUUUGAAAACGAAAGAAUUGAUUCGUCAGAAUCAGGCAACUCAGGUGGAGCUAGACCAGCUGAAGGAACAAACCCAGCUUUUUCUAGAGGCCACCAAGAGCAGGGCUCCUCAGGCCUGGGCUAAGCUGCAGGCAUCUCUAACAUCUGGAUCCAGUCAUCUAGGCAGUGACCUAGAUGCAUUCUCCGAUCACCCCGACAUAUAGCACAGGGGCUUAUGUUCCUGUUAUCUGAGUGGUUCUUUUCAUUCUUGCUGUUACUCACACAUGUUUCCCAAGUCGUACAUUAGAGCAUUUCCUUCUAAACUCACUCAUGAAACUACAUGCCAGCCCCUGGCUGAUGUCUUAACCUGUAGUCCAUGCGUGGGCCAUGCAUGUCUUUGUUCCACUGAGGAUGUCUGGUUCCCAGUGUCCUUGAGUCUUUUCCUUAGCCGGCAGACACUUAGCUGCAUCAUAGGGCAAAGGAGGAGAGAUGACUGGGGGGGGGGGGGGGGCAUUUCUGGCUGGUACCUCCCACCAUCCCACUCACUAACUGGAUCAAGGGUACAGUAAGUAAAAUGGAUGAGCAUGCUGGGCAGUGAUGCAAGGUCCCUUCAGGGAUCCUCCCUUGUAUUGUCUCAGUCAUAGACAAAAACAAGAGGAGGUGUGUUUGCAUUCCACAGGACAUUGCACCAGUUGGGCGAAGCCUAAAUUGCUCUGGGCACAGGUACAAGCACUUAAUUACAUUUAACUUGGUUUUCUUCAACUUGAAGGUGGAGGAUAGGAAGAGUAGUACCAUCUGCCUCUUGCACUUGAAUCACAUACAGAUUUCACUUUAGGGAGUAGGCAAAAGGCUUCAGACUUACAGUAUGAGAUUGAUUCAGUGCCAUCUGGAAAUAUAGUGGAUGAACUGAUCUUUGACUGAGAGACUGAAGAUAGUAGCCAUGACCAGCAUUUUCCUGUCAGCAGCUGGGAGAUUCUUGAGCUGUUUUAUGUCUGAAAAACUCAAGGAUAGCCUUAGUGGCUCCUGAGGGUCUGGUGUAGGUUACCUCUCUGCUGCCACCUUUUUGGCUUGCCCCCUUUUGUUUUCAGAAGAAAGAAAUGGUUAUGCUUGUAAACUUUGAAUUGUACAAAAUCACCCUCAGGUUAUAUAAGAUCAUCAAAAUCGGAAAGCCUUCUUCUCACCCAUUUCCUUUUUGUAUCCUGUUUCUGUCUGUCCAAUGUCAUGGUGAUGGGAGAAAGUUGUGGGAUCAUCUUGUGUCUCUUUCAUGUGUUAGUGUUUUAUUGGUUUCAUGCCCAAGGGUAUCAUGUCGGUUCUCUGAUGCUUGUCUCAAGAUGGAGAAUGAGGAGAAUUUCCAGAUGAUACACACUCUUUUCUGCGUUAUCUUAUCAGCCAUGAGAUGCCUAAGUAGUAACCUCAAAUAUUUUAUACCUUCUUUUAACAUUUUCAUCCCCUGGAGAACUUUGUUCAUUAUAAAUUCCUUCGAUAAAUUUUCAUGGCAGUCUGUAAGGAAAGUGCACUUGAGGUUUUGUGAAGUCAGAAGUUAAUGAUCCUAUUUACUAGGUAACUGCAGCUCUAGAACAUCAUUUGGAAUGCUGAGAUUUCCCAUACUGUGCUCACAGACACAUGAUGUAGAUAUGAUGAGUUUAGAAAAUAAAUAACUGGGUAAACCUCUAGACCCUUGUGACUAGCAGAAUCAUCACCCUACCAUUCGUUUGCUUCCGGAAAGACUUUCCAAAAUCAGAGCAAGUAUGUCUCUAACCAGACUUUUCUCUUGGCCCAUUCUCUUUGCGUCCUCUGAGUCUGCAUGGUACUGUAGCAGCUCUAGUCUGCCCCAUGCUAGGAAGCUUCCUGUUUGGCAGAAUGAGUUUGGCAGCAAAGCUAUAGAGACAGGUGCAUUCACAACAGCCUGGGCACCAGUCAUGAGUCUUACUGAGUGUCAGAAAUGUGAAAGCACUUGCCGAGAACCAAAUGUAUGCCUUUGGAAAAACCCUACGUGGAGCUCUGAGCCUUUGGACUCUUUCUCCUAUGCUGGGCUUUGCAUUUCCCUUCCUAUCACUAAAAAAGAUGAAAGCCACCAUUGAUGCUCACUGCUGAGUGGCAGGGAGGGGUAGCAGUACCCCCACUCCUCUCUCAUCUCAUACCUAAAGUUAGAGUCUCGGCUGUUAGCAUGAAUGUGUUCUUUCCUUAGCGGAGCUAGGCACAAAUGAGCCCAGGUAGAGAAGCUAGGUCUUGGGAGAAGAGAUCCAUUGAGUCCAGAGGCCAGAUCUGCAAAUGGAGGAAUACCGGGGUCCACCAGGAAGAUCUCCAUUGGUUGCACAACACUGUAAGUAGUAAUGGCCCUAGCGGGUCCUGAUAAUAUUUGGCAUGAAGUACUGUGGCAAAGCUACUGUUUUCUGAAAGUGGGACACCAGUGUUAGCUGAGACCAUCCCUGAAGAGACUCUUUGGCAGAUUUUAUUGGCAUUACUGAAACAUGUGUAAAAAGUUUGUGAUUGAAUUGGUUAUGAGAAUGGAGUUUGAUGCUGUUUGUAAUUUAUUAUACUCAUUGCUUUUUAUUGAUUAUAGUAUUGUCUGACUUUUCUUCUCUACUAUGAUUCCUUUGACAAACAAAUAACUCAUGCAUAUAUUGAAGUGAUUUUCCAGCUCUGAGUUAUUUAGGGGUAGAAAUUUAUUUAACAAAUGUGAAUUCUCUUGAGAAAGUAUGAAGUUAUAUAGAAAUUGACUGUGAAAUAUCAGAGAAAAAUAAAAGUCACUUACUUGAAAA